AUGGGGGUGUGUGUCAGAGCUGUUGCUGAGUUUGUCUCUCCAAUUUGUCUGACUUCCUCCUGUAGUGUUCUCAAACAGUGUAAAGAUGUGGAGCUCUCCUUCAGUGACGUGACGGGCAAGCCUGAAGCCUUCAAAGGCACCAAGAAGGGGAUGCUGUAUCUCACCCCGUACAGGAUGAUCUUUGUGUCAAAGGGCAAGGAUCCUAUGCUGUCUUUCAUGAUGCCAUUUUAUUUGGUGAAAGGAUGCUCAAUUGAGCAGCCUGUUUUCUCUGCCAAUUACAUCAAAGGACAGAUUCAGGCUGAGGCAGGAGGUGGCUGGGAAGGGCAGGGGACAUUUAAACUGACUUUCAACAGUGGAGGAGCCAUUGAGUUUGGACAGCUCAUGUUUAAAGCUGCCUCUAACGCUUCCAGUGGCAUUCCUCUCCAGAACCCUGGCUAUGGCUAUACACCUGUUCCUGGAGGGUAUGCACCCACCCCGCCUGCUCCUGGGGGUUAUUCACCUGUGCCAGGGGGCUACGCUGCUCCUCCACCGCCAAACGGACCGUAUCCUUAUAUACCACCUCCAGUGAAUGCCUAUGGACCUGCUCCACAGCCCAUGGGAUAUCCAUACGCCCAGACUCCAGGUAUUUACCCACCUCUUCCAAACAUGAACCCUGUGUAUGUGCCACCACCUCCCCCCUACUCCGGGCCAUCUCCUGCAGGACCCUCAGCUCCCCCGGCCUGGAUGGGUCCGGGGAUGCCAGGGGGCAAUAAGGCAAUGGAAGCAGCUUCCAGUGCAUAUUACAACCCUGCCAACCCACACAAUGUGUACAUGCCCAUGGAUCAGCCACCUCCUUAUGCACCUCCUGAGGAUAAGAAGAACAACUAA
This is a messenger RNA of Balearica regulorum gibbericeps (East African grey crowned-crane), 867 nucleotides long. The record is from RefSeq and is a predicted model, not a curated record. NCBI's taxonomy places the organism in Eukaryota, Metazoa, Chordata, Aves, Gruiformes, Gruidae.